AGCAAGCAAGCAAGCAAUUCCCAAACCACGAUAUCAAAGCACUUAUUAAUUAUUAGCAGCCUCGUUCAAGUUCUAGGAAUCAGAUAGCAAUGGCGGCUCUGGUGAAGGUGGCAUGCUUGGCGGUGCUGUGCGUGGCUCUGAUCGGUGCGCCCAUGGCCGACGCCAUCACCUGCGGUCAGGUCACCAGCAGCCUGGCGCCGUGCCUCUCUUAUCUCCAGAAGGGUGGCUCUCCCUCAGCCGCCUGCUGCAACGGCAUCAAGUCCCUGGCCUCCGGCGCUCGGACCACCGCCGACAAACAGGCCGUCUGCAACUGCCUCAAGCAAGCCGCCGGUACGGUCUCCGGCGUCAACAAUAAGAACGCCCAGAACCUUCCUUCCGCCUGCAAGGUCAACAUCCCCUACAAGAUCAGCACCUCCACCAACUGCGCCAGCAUCAAGUUCUGAAGAUGAGGAUAUAUAUAUAUAUACACACACACACACACAUAUUUGGAGGAGCCUAUAUGAGAGAGUAUGGCAGUGGAGAAUAAAGGAGGGUUACUACCAGUGAUUGUUGUGAUGACUCGGAGGCCUUCCACAGCUUAGUUUUCAUUUUAUAUUACAUAAAAUGUAGUUUUUGUGUUUUCUAGUUAAAUCUAAUGUAUAUGUCGUUUCUCGCCUGUGCGAGUUACAUAUGUAGUAAUUUCAUAUCUUAUUUUUAA
This is a messenger RNA of Prosopis cineraria, 697 nucleotides long. RefSeq names its product non-specific lipid-transfer protein 1-like. The coding region runs from base 90 to 443 and encodes 117 amino acids. The record is from RefSeq and is a predicted model, not a curated record. Gene Ontology annotation, biological process: lipid transport. NCBI's taxonomy places the organism in Eukaryota, Viridiplantae, Streptophyta, Magnoliopsida, Fabales, Fabaceae. The transcript is spliced from 2 exons. Gene Ontology annotation, cellular component: membrane. Gene Ontology annotation, molecular function: lipid binding.